GCACUGGUUGUUUUCGAUUCGGUCAUAUUUCUCGAAAAAAACGAUUUGGAUCGCGGGUUUAUUUCAGAACAUCUCGAACGGUCGUUUAGUUAGCACACAGAGCGUCUUCUUUUUGGUUAUACUAACCUCUUCGAAAUUGAACAAUAUUAAAAAUUAUUAAUUGUGAACAAAAAUGGUUUAUGAAAGUGACUUUUACACAACCCGGCGGCCAUAUUCAUCUCGGCCAGUUGUAUCGUCGUACUCAGUAACGACACCCCUUAGAGUAAUACCAACAGGAUUUUCAAGGGUACAGACAUACACAACCACAUACCCAAUCUACUCCAGUUAUCCUACAGUUAUACAUCGCUCAAUUCCAUUUGUGGCUCACAAACGAAUCGUUACGUCGACCAGAAUUUCAUCAACCCCAACCAGAGUUAUUCGUUCACCAACCCGAGUUAUUGCAUCACCAUUACGUAUUGUAAAUGUGCGUGUACGCCCAUCAGUGACUAAUCGGCGUGUAGUUGAACAUAAGGUCCGUUCCCAUCCACAUUACUAUGCAACUGAGAAUUAUUUGAAUUCUAGCUAUGCAAAGGAUUUUGAUGAUGAAACAAGAGAACUUCGUACAGCUACCAAUUCGUUGUUGCGUAAAGUUCACACCAACGUUCAGCGAGCACACAGUGUUUCACCUAUUUCAUACUCUUCAAAGUAUGAACAGCGUUAUGGAACUGAUGCAUAUUUAGCCAAGGCUCUAGGUGCAAGUAGAAUUUCCGAUGAAAUUAAUCGUGAAAUUAAUACUAAAUACAACGCGAAUGAUUCCAAUCGGAAGUAUGUGGGAAAAAGUCAUUUGGCCUCUGUUCGUAUAGUCGGUGACAAAGGCUAUUCAAAACGAUCCCAAAUUAUACCAACAACACCAUUGUUUUUCCGUAAGGAUAAGGUUCGAAAGGAUAUCAACUUUUUGUCUUAUUACAAAAAGAAUAUCGCCGCUGCUGACGCACACCAACAGCCAACAUUUUCGCUACCGUCAGCCAAGUUAGACCCGAACCGAGCCUCUCGCAAAUUCACUCAACCAAAACCAUUGGAAGAUCCGAAUGUCGAAUUAAAAGAAAAACAAGCCGCCCGAUUAGAUCGAUUGAAUGCGCUGGGUGAAGACGAUGAAAUUUCGUUGGAAAAGAAGAAGGCACAACGAUUGGAAGCAGCAAAACAGCUCGAACAGAAAGCGCUUGAGGAAGAAAUCAUUAAGAAGGCCGAACAGGCUAAACGUGAUGAAGAGGCAAGAAAAGCUGAAUUAGACAGACAAGAGAAACUAGCGCAACAGGCUGCAGCUGAACGUGCCGCAGAAUUGGAACGAAAAGCUGAAGAGGAACGAAUAAUUCGCGAAGCUGAAGCCGCAGAAUCGAAACGAAAAGCUGAAGAGGAACGAAUUGCUGAAGAAGCCCGUCGGGCUGAAGAAGAUCGAAUCGCCGAAGAAGCACGCGCAGCUGAGGAAGCUCGUAAAGCUGAAGAGGAUCGAAUCGCUGAAGAGGCGCGCGCAGCUGAGGAAGCCCGUAAAGCUGAAGAGGAGCGAAUCGCUGAAGAAGCCCGUAAGGCAGAAGAGCAAGCCAGAGAAGAACAACGUAUACGAUUAGCCGAAUUGGAAAAAAUUGCUGAAGAAGAAAAGGAAGCUGAAUUAGCCCGACAGGCCGCCGAAUUGGCUGAAAUUGCUAGACAACAAGAAGAGGAAGCUCAACGAAUCGCCGAAGAAGAAGAAUUGGCCCGACAAGCUGCUGAAUCUGAUGCUCAAGAGGAAUCUAUUCCCGAACCAGAACAAGAAAAUGCUGCUGAUGAAACUGCCGAACAAGAAGAUGAAAUUGUUGCCGAACCUGUUGUAGAUGAACCAGCCAGUCCAGUUGAAUCUCAAGAGGUAUUCAAAUCGGACAGUGAAGUUUUCAAAUCUGGCAGUGAGGUGGAAGAGGCAGAAGAAGAGGAAGAGGAGGAAGAAGAAUAAAUAUACAAAUACCAGCAAACAGUAUAAUCAAGUGUAUGUUGUUGUUUCAUAACGAAUAAGUGCGCGACGAAAAUGUUUUAAAUGAAAACAGAAAUAUAUAAAAACGAAAAAUAUUUUCAUAUGCUUCAAGAACAGAAAAGGAAAACUAAUUUUAAAUGAAAAAAGACAUUUUCGAAAUCAAUUCUCGUUUUGUUUUUUUAAAUGUUUACAACCAACUACGAAAUUGCUGUAAGUGUGAUUAAAAAGUGGUACAUGAGGUGCAAGAUUGUAAUUUCAUCUUAUUAUUUUUUUUUUGUUUCAAGUUGUUUUAAGCAAAGAAAAGCUUUGUUUGCAUUUUCGGUUUCAAUAUCCUUCGAGCAAAUGUUUUUUUUUUUUUAAAUUGAUGUUGUUGGAACAGUGCUUCAUGUCAUUAUUAACUAAGUUCUUAGCUUUAAGGUCAAAACACACAUGUUUCUACACUUAACAUAGACACACACUCAUGACGAUAAUUACACUACACACUUACAAAAUUGUUAUUUGUAAUACAAUCUGACAUUGAAAAUAAAAAAGACUAAAAAUU
Messenger RNA from Bradysia coprophila, 2522 nucleotides. Its product is annotated as protein anoxia up-regulated-like. The record is from RefSeq and is a predicted model, not a curated record. Lineage: Eukaryota; Metazoa; Arthropoda; Insecta; Diptera; Sciaridae.